Messenger RNA from Protopolystoma xenopodis, 255 nucleotides. The record is from the annotation of a GenBank genome assembly. Lineage: Eukaryota; Metazoa; Platyhelminthes; Monogenea; Polystomatidea; Polystomatidae.
AUGUUGUGGCCUUUAAGGUAUGAAGACCAAGAUGGUGUGGCCCUUUGUGUGGUGGCACACACCUCAUCACACCGACCCCCUCUCUUUCGAUUGGCUAAUCCGAUUCGGGCCUCCAACCCAGAUCUCCCUCAUGGUACCAUAGAUCCGAUUUCACUCGGUCCCAGUCCCAGUGGGUGUUUUACUCCAGGCGCACUUUCUCAAGACCCUAAAAGUACCUACACUGCUGCCUCGCCGAGCAUGGCGCCUGGGCUCUAA